Messenger RNA from Folsomia candida, 2399 nucleotides. RefSeq names its product lysosome membrane protein 2. The record is from RefSeq and is a predicted model, not a curated record. The transcript has 9 exons. Gene Ontology annotation, molecular function: scavenger receptor activity. The coding region runs from base 552 to 2186 and encodes 544 amino acids. Gene Ontology annotation, cellular component: cytoplasm; membrane. Lineage: Eukaryota; Metazoa; Arthropoda; Collembola; Entomobryomorpha; Isotomidae.
GCUGAUUCACUGUCACACACUUAACUGGACAUUGGCACAGAAUAAAAAUCGAAUCAUUAGAAAAAGUUGGGCUGCAGCAGUCUCAACAAAUUUGAGAAAGUGAGUUGUGAUCAAUCGAUUGUUCGUCAAGAAGAAUUAAUAGCAGUGCUUAAAGCUAAUAUGAGUCUUAGCAAAAACUGAACGGACAGCGUAUCCUUUGUGCUUCUAUCAUAUCUCCAAACUGUCCCGUCUUCGAUACGUCGUUUGCAUAUUUUAAAAGCAGUGUGAGGGGCGUUAUUCCUUCCAAGCAACGACAACAACACAAAGUAGGCAGCGAUUUAUAAUACUUGUACAACUGCUGUGUAUUAAGAUACGCAGAUAUUAAUAGAUUCGACGCAUUGUGCGACGGAAUAUGCCUUGAAGCAAUGUGUAAGCACAGUUGGACCAAAUAGUGCUCAAAAUUAAAGUGGAAAGCUAUUGAGAAUCAACGGUCGAGAAAUUUAUGUUGCUGGCGUAGUGUAUUUCGUGACAGUAAGAAAACUCACAGAAAACUGUUUUGAAGUGGUAAAAUUAUGGCCGGCAAUAAAUCUUUGAUGUUUGUGCCAUUGUUUAUGUGCAUGUUAACGUUUGUGUCAUCCGCGUCCAGUAGGCAUCACACGGGUCGGUCGAGCUAUGAGCCGCACUUGGAUCUCAUUCCUGGAAAGGAGACUUUUCAAGGAAAUCAUAUUUUCUACUACAUGUACAACAUUACCAAUCCUGACGAAUUUGAGGCUGGAUUGGAAAAACCCAUGUUUCAAGAAAUUGGACCCUACUGCUUCAAGGAAACGAGGCGAAAAUAUGACGUGAAGAAGAUCUCAGAAUCCGCGAUGAGUUACAAUCUGGAUCGAUAUUGGGAAUUCGUACCUGAACUGUCUGAAGGGCACAAGGAAACCGACGAGUUCAACAUUAUUAACAUCCCGAUGAUUAUCUUGGCAAAUAAAUUGUCCGCUAAACGCCUCCCGAAAGCAUUCAACGAUAUUUUAGUGGAGGAAUUGUCCGAGAAAGGAGAGACCUUGGUCCGUCGAAGCGAAGAGCUUGGGAACAUCAUCUACUACGGAAUGAAUGUCAGCAUCUAUACGGAAAUACUCUCGGACGUUCUUCAAGGAAAUGUGCCCCCAGAAUUUUCUGACGGCAUCUUCGCCCUCUUGAAAGGGAAAAAUGGGUCCUCCGAGGGCACCUUCACUGUGCGGUCCAAAGGGAAGGAAAUGGGCGACAUUCUGACAUUCAACAAUAAAACCAAGUUGGAAUACUGGGGUGGCGACUUUUGUAACAAAAUUGAUGGCACGGACGGCUACUUUUUCAGGCCUGGAGUCAAUGAAAAGUCGACUUUGAAAAUAUUCUAUCCCGAACUCUGUCGCUCCGUGUACCUCAAGUGGACGGGGGAGAAAAAGGUGGAUGGGAUCAAAGUGGGCAAAUUCAUGUUUCCUGAGGACAUGUUGGAAGACUCGGAGGUGAAGAGUGAAAACCAGUGCUUUUGUUCCAAACCCAUCGCACCAACGAACAAUACCAGGGAAGGAUGCUUAAAAAAGGGCUUUGUUGACUACGCCGGUUGCAAACAAGAAUCUCCAUUAUUGGUGUCAUAUCCACAUUUUCUUUAUGCUGACGACGAGUAUCGGGAAAAAUUGGUUGGAAUGAAACCUCGCCCUGAAAAACACGAGUCAGAGUUUUUAGUCGAACCCACGACAGGAACGAUUGUGUCCGGAGUGAGAAAAUUCCAGUUCAAUGUCAAACUUCGACCGUUGGACAAUGUGGAAUUAUUUCGCAACACGACUUUCAUGAUUGUCCCUGUUUUCAUCACUGAACGGAGGAUGAUUGUUGAUGAUGGUGCAAUUGAUAAACUUAAACAAGAUCUCAAGAAGCUGUCCGAGGAGGACGAGAAGCCCGUCAUCAAGGAAUUGGAUCUGGCCCAAAACCAUGAAGAAAAAAAACACGAGGACCAAGAUUCGAACGUCCAGUCUGACCAGCCGCCCAGCGAAGAAUCAGCAGCCGCAGAACCGGAACCAGAACCAGAAUCCAACGCAGAUAAUGAAAUUGAUACCAGCAAUGAGUCUAAAUUUAAAUCUCAAAGUGUUACCAAAAACAGGGGAUCGUCAUCUAGUUUUAAUUAUGACAUGUUCCCACUCCUAGUUUCCUCCUUAUUUGCUAUUUGUAUCCGUUUAAACGUAUAGUAAAAUAUUAGAAGUUUUAGUGUUUUUAAAAAUAUUGCUCUUAACCUGUACAUAUCCUGUUUUUUAUAAAUGUCCGUAUGUACAUAUGUAAUAUAUGUUUAAGACUACAUAAGAAUAAUAUAGUGUAGCGAGUAAUUAAUGCCAUUCUUCUUAUUGCGCUUAUCAUGCAUGUAUCUUAAAGUUGGGAUUAAAGAACCAUUGACUACAAUACAA